Molecule: messenger RNA, 2046 nt
Organism: Amphiprion ocellaris (clown anemonefish)
Lineage: Eukaryota; Metazoa; Chordata; Actinopteri; Pomacentridae
Gene: b3glcta
Product: beta 3-glucosyltransferase a
Exons: 15
Coding region: 162-1658 (498 amino acids)
Cellular component (GO): membrane
Molecular function (GO): acetylglucosaminyltransferase activity
Source: RefSeq, a predicted model, not a curated record
UGCACUGAGAGAAAGUGGGGAUGGCUUCCUACCGGAGCACAAACCCACUCCCCGUUUUCCGUGAAACUGUGAAAAGGAAAAGCCCUGUUGUCCGUUUUUAAACACUGUCAGAAAGCCCAUGCACUGCGAGCUUCCCCCUCUGCGCACAGGGCUCUCCCAGGAUGCUGUCGAACAGCCCGCACAUCGGGCACAAAGUGGCAGGCUGUGUGCUUUUCCUCUCCUUCUUUCACAUCAACUUUGCUGCUGGCAGCUCAGGAAAAAGCUCACAGAGCCAAGAUGAUAUGCAUGUCAUCCACAACAACCAGCUGGACCUGCGGGAGAUAGUGUUCGUCAUCCAGAGUCAAAGCAACUCCUUCCACGUGAGGCAGGCGGAAAGACGGAGAGAAGAUUUGCUCUAUCAGGCGCACAGUCUCACAGAGAAACUGCCGGUGGUUUCGCUUCUUCACCGUUUAUCGGAUAAUGAGGGCGAUUGGAGUAUCCUUCCUCUGCUGCCUUACUUAUCCCAGUCCUUUGGGAAAAACUCAUCCUGGAUUGUAUUUCUUGAGGAGGAAACCAAUGUGAAGAUGACUACCCUCGCCCAAGUCCUUGCAAAAUUUGACAAGAAUAAAGAGUGGUUUCUUGGUAAACCCCUCCGUGAUGAGGAGUCGACCAUUAUCCAUCACUACGCCUUCGCAGAGAAUCCCUCCGUCUUCAAAUAUCCAGACUUUGCUGCUGCUUGGGCCUUAAGCAUCCCCCUAGUUGUUCGGCUUGCAAACAAAGUGAGAGAUGAGCCACUUAAAUCUGACUUCACCAUUGACCUGAAACAUGAGGUUGCCUUGUAUAUCUGGGACAAUGGGAAAGGUCCCCAUCUCACUGCUGUUCCUGAGCUGUGCACUGAGCCGGAGAGCUCUCCUCAGGCCCGCCACUGUGCAACCACUCUGAGGAAAGAGCCUCCACUGUGUGGGGAGCCUGUACAUAAAGAAGAUAUAUUUGUUGCUGUGAAAACGUGUAGGAAGUUUCACAGUGAAAGAGUUCCAGUGAUAAAGAAGACUUGGGAAAAGGAUGCCUUAUAUUUAGAGUAUUACAGUGACCAUGCUGAUCCUGCGAUACCGACUAUUAAUUUAGGAGUGCCGAACACUGAAAGAGGCCACUGCGGGAAAACGUUUGCAAUCCUUCAAAGAUUUCUGAGCAACGCUGUCCCAAACACCAAGUGGCUGCUUGUUGUGGACGAUGACACGCUGAUCAGCCUCCCCAGACUGCAGGUCUUGCUGAGCUGCUACGAUCCCUCUGAACCGGUGUGUCUCGGGGAGAGGUACGGCUAUGGCCUGAGUCAAGGCGGCUACAGCUACAUCACUGGAGGUGGAGGUAUGGUGUUCAGCAGGGAGGCUGUGGUCCGACUUCUUAACAGUGGGUGCAAGUGCUACAGCAAUGAUGCGCCAGAUGACAUGGUGCUGGGAAUGUGCCUCAAUGCUCUCGGACUUCCCGUCACACACAGCCCUCUCUUCCACCAGGCCCGACCAGAGGACUAUGCCAGGGACUUCUUAGCUCACCAGGUGCCCAUCUCUUUCCAUAAACACUGGAACAUAGACCCCGUUGCUGUUUUCAACAAAUGGCUUAAGGAUGACUUGAGGGCAAAGACUUCGGAUGAACUUAGUAAGAGCGCAAAGACGGAGUUAUAAUACUUUUUAGCACACAACUAGCCUGUAUGAAUAUAUAUAUCUAUGUACAGAGUGUGUGUGUGUGUGACUGUGUGUGUGUGUCAUGGAAAUAUUAUCAAUUCGGAGAUGUAAAUGUUUUUUGUACCAUUGAUGUUGAACUGUUAUUAAGAGGGACCAUGCGAGCGUGUGUCCAUGACUUCAAAUCUGAGUGUUUUCAUGACUGAGUUGCAUGUUGGGGUUAAUUUUGGAAUAUAUGAAUAUAAUGUGUAUAUAUUUAUAUCAUAUGAAUAAUCCAAUACCUUACAGAGGAGCAUAUCUUUUUCUCUGGGAGAUACUGUGUCUUUUAAAAAUUAUCACUAAUGCUGUACAAUGUGCUCUAUUUUGUCAUAAAAGUAUGAAUAUUUGAAAA